CGCUUUUCACCCUCUGAUAUCUCCAAUUUGCCCAUCCAAAAUUCCCUUUUCUUCGAUUCGGGCGCUGUUGUCCUAGGCGACAAAACAUGCGGUUCACCACGGUCCAUCUGGCCCUCGGCUUGUAUACAGCCGGGGCCCUCGGACUGGCUAUUCGACAAGACAACAAUAAUCAAAACAAGGAUCAGCCAGGCAAUGCGAGUGAUACAUCUUGGCAAAGGCUGACAUGCAACGAGCAUAACAUCGGAAACUCCGGUGUGCAAUUGUCCGAACGAUGGGGUAUUGCCCGUGCAGACAAUGCCUGGGCUCUGGCACUCCAGAACUGGAAGGCCCACAAGGAAAACCCCGAUCAUAGGAAAAACUUUGCCGGCGAUUUUGCCGUGACAUUUGGCGCCAAGGACGGCUUCAACUGUGAGAAUAUUGGCAAUGACAAUUGCAACGACAUCAUCGAGUGUGACGACACCAAAGCAGGACCAGCCGGGUCCAUCAUUUUGAACUCCUUUGCAGCCCUCCACAUCCUCUACUCGCAGCUGCAUACGUCUGUCUACAACGCGGCAACUGGGCUCAGUCCCGCGGCCUUCGUCCAGGCUUUCGCUCCAAACAGUGGUAAUGAGAAGGAGAUGGUUGCAACAAUCAUUGACGCUGUGAGCAUGAUCUUCACGUUUGGCAUUGCCAGUGGUUUUCAUGGUCUAGAACAAGGACUGAUGAAAGUCCCCGACCUCGUCAAGUCGGCGGGUGGAAGAGGAAGUAGUAGACCUGGGUCAUCACACAGCCAACAAUCAUCCGACGAACGGCAAUCGAACAAUGGAGGGUCGUCAUCCGAGGACCAGCCAGAACCUGUAGCAGGGUCAUCGACUGCGCAAGAGGAGCAUAGCCAGAAGCGGUCAAAUCGCAGGUGGGCUGGGCCUCAAAAUAGCGAGGGUGAUGAAAACAUCGAGAUGACCAGUAUCAACGACUCCGCGGGUUCAUCCAGGCCAGGAUCGCCGGGUUCGAACGACAACAACAAUGACCAUACGCAACAGCAACAGGAGCAGUCUGGUAGUGGUCGGAAAUUCGAAGGCAAGGGAUUUGCGUUGGACUUGGCUUAUGGAAUCACCGGUAACCUUGGGGCGUGGAUGAAAGACCGAGUAAUGCCAAAUGAUGAAGGGCUGCAAAAUCUGGAGACCGUCGACAAGGCACUUGCGCAAUCCGUUACCAGUCUUGGCGAUGCCUUUACCGACUACGUGAAGGACUUGUUCUCUGGCGAGGGCGACCAACCCGAGCAGCUUCUAACAUUGACUGGCAGGGGCGCAAUCAUGGAUGUUGGUGUUGACCUCGGCCAGAUCACCGAAUCCACCAGGAAGCUUCUGGGUGCCAAGAUGAUCCAGGCCGCCUGGAGCGUGGCCCCCGAAGGCGCCGGCGCUCAUCCAUUUAUCCUAAAAACAGACGAGCCCUGUGGACUGGACGGCAAUAUGAUCAUUCCCGGGGGGUACGACAAGUUUAUCCCUCAUGAUGACAUGCGAAAGGCCCGAGCAUGCUACAAUCAGAAAACCGUCCUUCUUCUCCAUGGCUGGCGAAAGGGCGCAGGUGCCCCACAAGCAUCGACUGGGGGGUGGGGCGCAAAUGCUUUGGUCGGCGUCGAUCAGCUGGACGAGAAGAACAAGGACUUGGCGGGAAUCACGAGGGACGAUAUUGCUUUCAGCGCCAUGAUGAACUACGAGAAGCACGAGAACAGUAAUAAGGCGAUGGGUAAGGCCCUGGACAUUGAUACUGUCAUUGGGGACCUGCAAAGCAAGCAGUUUGAUAUGUCGGAUUACGAAGCUGCCGUGCGCACACCAGGCCUCUGGAACAUCCCAGUCUGUGAGAACGAUCCUACGAGCUUGGAACGAAAUCUCAGAACCAUGGAUCCACAAAACAGCAACUACUGGCCAUGCAACACCGCGCCUGGCGAGAAAUACAAUGGGAAGGGCACCAAUGUGCACGCGAACAAUGGCUGCAUUGUUGUUGAGAGCUCAGGUAUCUGCGCAAAGUCGUUGAGAAGUGGUGGGCCUGGAAUGAAGCAUAGCUCCACCUUGGUUAAAGACACGGAUGAUGGUAGUGGCCGUACCAAGGCACGAAUCUAUGCCAAAAUUGUUGAUCGGAAGGACUCGGAUAAGACUUACGCUAAGUGCGAUGGAGAAUUCUCCUGGCCGUCCAAUUUUGAGGAUGUUUACUUUGGGGAGGAUAACAAGCUCUAUGACAGCAACAGCCAAGAGAUCAAGACUGAGGACGGGAAGGAGCAAGUGUGCAAUGACCACCCAGAUGAUAAUUCUCCCGUGGUGGACAACCCCUACUUCUAUGAAAACUGAGUGCAAAUUGACUGAUAAGGCUUUGAUUCUUGUUAUUCUUUGCAGGGGGUACUUUGUUUUUCUUCUCUGAUUCAAUGUUAGACCUAGG
Messenger RNA from Aspergillus campestris IBT 28561, 2412 nucleotides. RefSeq lists its product as uncharacterized. The transcript has 8 exons. The record is from RefSeq and is a predicted model, not a curated record. NCBI's taxonomy places the organism in Eukaryota, Fungi, Ascomycota, Eurotiomycetes, Eurotiales, Aspergillaceae. Bases 87 to 2324 code for a protein of 745 amino acids.